AAAAAAAGUUGAAACUCGGUCGGCACAGUUCAGAAGGCAAAAGUCAGAGGUCAUCAGCUCCUGCACUGACUGACAAAGUCCGACUGCAUUGUGCACGAAACGACAGCUGAGCUGAUAACUGAUAAACAAAAGUUGAGGGCCUGUUACUGUCAUAACUUUAGAGCCUCGGCUACAUACUAUGUUGAGGGUCAUAAUGGGGAAUUCAUUAGCAAAGAGUGUUGCAAUUGAUUUUGGAAUCCAGUGGGCCUGCUGGGUGGUAGCUGCAGUUUUAAAAACAGAAAAGUUUUACGAUCUUGCUGGUUCAAGCACAUUUGUAUUGUUAACAGUCUUAACCUUCUUGGGGAUUCAAUCUCCCAGCACGAGACAAAAGGUCAACAGUGGGAUGGUGAUAGCAUGGGCUGUUCGGCUUGGGACUUUCCUGUUCACUAGAGUUCUUAAGGAUGGGAAAGACAGCAGAUUUGACGUAGUCAAGCACAGACCUGGUCUCUUUUGGAUAUAUUGGACAAUACAAGGUGUCUGGGUAUUAUCAACUUUGCUACCAACUCUGAUUGUGAAUGGUAAGCAAGACCGAAAGGAUGAGAUCACAAAACAAGACUAUGUUGGCUGGGGAAUGUGGACUGUAGGCUUUCUUAUAGAAGUCAUUGCUGACCAUCAGAAAGGCGUGUUCAAAAAUAACCCAGCUAAUGCAGGAAAGUUUAUUACUAGCGGACUUUGGAGUGUAUCUCGGCAUCCCAAUUACUUUGGGGAAAUUCUUAUGUGGACUGGUCUGUAUGUGUCGUCCACAUCUGUGUUGCGAGGAUGGGAGCACAUCGGCAUCAUUUCCCCUCUCCUGUUGACGUACCUUCUCACAAGAGUGAGUGGCAUUCCUCUCUUGGAGGCUUUGGGGAAGAAGAGAUGGGGUAAUGAGCCAGCUUAUCAAGAGUAUGUCAGAAACACUGCUAAGCUCAUCCCCUACAUUUGGUAACUCACAGUAAAAGCUGAGUAUUUUUUUACAUUCAUUCAUUUGAUUUAUAGGAUUUGUUAUUGUUUGAGUUUCAAAUUUUUUUUUCUUCUGUUGUAUGCCAAAGAGGACAUGCUAAAUGAACAUCAAACUGCCUGUGAUGCUUCUAAAAAAAUAUCUUUUUGGAGAAACUUUUUCCCCUGACUUUCGUUCCUGUUAAUUAAUAUGAGAUAGAAAAUGGACACCAUUUCACUGCCUGUGAUGUUUCAUAGUGCUUGUAAUUUUGUGCCAUUGUUUGUUUUGCAUAGAUGAAUAAAAGAUAGUUAUGUCCUCUUCUUUUCUCAAACUGAAUGAAUAUACAGUGUAGUAAGCACAUAGUGAAACUGGCAGGAUAUAUGAAUUUUACUAUGCAUUCAUUUUAGACUGUAGCAAGGUUGAUAAAGUUGGGCAAUCGGGUCAAAAUUUUACUGUUGUGUUUAUUAGUUACCGUACCAACAUGCUUGUUAGGUUUAAAGUCGUCACAUUUUACAGAUUUGGGUUUUGACAUUGAUUUUUGUCAACCCCUCCUGGGAUAAGCUGUUUUUCCUUGAACAGGAAGCCUUUCUGCUUCUUUUGCUCUCCCAUAUGUAUAAAAAAAAAAAA
Messenger RNA from Aplysia californica (California sea hare), 1582 nucleotides. RefSeq names its product delta(14)-sterol reductase. Gene Ontology annotation, cellular component: membrane. The record is from RefSeq and is a predicted model, not a curated record. The transcript has 5 exons. Gene Ontology annotation, biological process: lipid metabolic process. Gene Ontology annotation, molecular function: oxidoreductase activity, acting on the CH-CH group of donors. Bases 179 to 964 code for a protein of 261 amino acids. NCBI's taxonomy places the organism in Eukaryota, Metazoa, Mollusca, Gastropoda, Aplysiida, Aplysiidae.